UUUUCCUACAGCGCCUUGGGCACUGCGGGCGUCUGACAAUGCCUAGCAGAGGCCCCCUGGUGCGGCCACCAUCUCCGCCGUCUCCCCGCCCCGGGAGACCUCGCCGCGCCUCAGGGGCGAGCGGCGACCCCCGCCCUCACUGGCUCACUCACCCAGCACCAGUCGGGCUACGUCGGAAGGCAGCAGCAUGGCCCGCGGCAGGAAGGGGAGAGAAGAGAGGGAGACAGCGGGUCACAGCUCUUAGGAGCGCAGCGCGGCGACCCCGCCACCGAGGCGAAGGCGCGGAAACUCCGCCAAGCACAGCUGCGCCCGGCCCCUUCCGCCGGAACCUGCCGCUGCUGCGCAUCCGCUUCCAGGUCCGUUUACGACUACUGCUGAGCGUGGAGGUGAAGGAGGCGUGCGCCGCAGGCGCGGCGGACGUUCUUACCCCAGCCAGCACCUGCCCCUCAGAGUCCAUCAGCAUUUUAGAAGCCAUCAAUGCACAGCCAGCCUUCACGCUUGCAUUUUCCUUUUCAUACGCACCUACCGGUACAAAUGACACUUCCAUUGAACUGAACCAUGAGUCUUGUAUUACAUGAUCUACUCAUUUGUUGUCGUCGUCUUGAAAAUGAAAAGGCUGCGGAGCGAAGGAAGGAAAUUGAAAAUUUCAAGCGACUUCUCCGUGAUUCUGAAACAGUUCUCCAGCUGGAUCGGAAUUCUGAUUCUAAACAAGGAAAGCACCUGAACUGGGAUGCUCUAUUUAGUGUCUUGCAGAAAUACUUCCAGAAAGAAAUUACAAACCUGCACCUAACAAAACCAAAUGCCUCUGCUUCAACCCAAACUACUAGACAGAAGAAGAUGCAAGAAAUUGGAAGUUUGGUCAAAUAUUUCAUCAGACAUGCCAAUAAAAGAGGACCCAGAUUGAAAUGCCAGGAACUUCUGAUUUAUGUCAUGGAAAUUAUAAGAGAUCCAACAAGUUGUGCUGUUUACGGAUCUGACUGUAGUAGUAUUCUCCUAAAAGAUAUCCUCUCAGUAAGGAAAUACUGGUGUGAGAUAUCCCAGCAGCAGUGGUCAGACUUGCUGGUCCUGUAUGGCCAACUAUACCUCAGACCUUCUGGGAAGAUUAAUAGAGUCUUGGUGGCUAGGAUAAUUCACACACUUACAAGGGGGUACUGCUACCAAACUGAUGGGUUAAGUUCUGAUAUGUUCAUCUUCUUUUCAAGAGCAAUGCAGUAUGCAAGGCAGGAGAAGAAUACUGCAGGAUUGGAUCAUAUUGUUGGAGCAAUGAAUACCUACUGCAGUAAGUUUGCAGCCAACUGUCGCAUAAGGAUUUGUAAAUUAGGGGAAGAAAUUUUGCCUACAGUGCUUUAUAUAUGGACUCAGUACAGACCAAAGGACUCCCUGAAGGAAUCAAUAAUUGAGUUGUUUCAUCUCCAAGUUCAUAUUCAUCAUCCAAAGGGUGCAAAAACUCAAGAAAAAGGUGCAUAUGACUCAACAAAAUGGCAAAAUAUCUUACAUAACCUAUAUGAUCUGCUGGUGAAUGAAAUAAAUCUCAUUAGUAGUAGAGGAAAAUAUUCUUCAGGGUCACGUAAUAUUGCUGUAAAGGAAAAUUUGAUUGACUUAAUGGCUGAUAUCUGUCAUCAGGUUUUUACAGAGGAUACCAAAGUUCUGGAAGUUGCCCCAACAUAUGCUAUUUCACAAAAAGAGUCCAGCGAUGAAACGAUGCCAAAGAAGCGGAGGAGGAUUGAACGAGGCUGGGAGGUAGUUCGAGACAACCUGCAAAGAUCCCAGAAGGAUUUUGAUGUGAUACCUUGGUUACAGAUUACAGCUCAAUUAAUAUCGAAAUAUCCCACGAGUCUUCCUAACAGUGAGCUACCUCCUUUACUCAGUGUACUUCACCAGUUACUGCCUCCGCAGCGCCGAGGGGAAAGGACCCCACAUGUGCUGAAGUGUCUUACAGAGGUAGCUUUGUGUCAGAACCAGAAAACUGAUCUGAAAAGCACUCACAAAUUUGAGCUCCAGAGGAUCUGGGCAAAGAUUUGUUCUCUUACCAUACGUAGUGUAAGUUUCCAGCAAAUUGAAGUGGAGAGCUUUGGGCUACUUGGAGCUAUGAUUCAAGGAAACCUUAUUGUAACAGAUAAAGAACUCUGGAAGAUGUUUUCAGGACCUGCAUGCAAACCUUCAAGUUCUGCUGUAUAUUGUUUAUCACUAGUGAUGUCUGCCUAUUCAGUGCCAGAAAAUUUGGACAUAGGAGUGGAACAGAAUAAUUGUGAAAGAAAUCCAAGUUCUGUGUUAAAGGAGGCAAUAAUGAAAUGGGUACUGUCCUGCUGUUUGGAGGAGGAAAUGGAGGAAUGUGCAGAGUUGCCUGCUGUGCUCUGCAGCCAUUUUCCUCAUCUUCUAUUACAAAAAAUACUUGUGAGCCUUACCAUGAAGAACUGUAGAGCUGCCAUGAUUUUCUUCCAAAAUGAUAUUAAAUGUGUUCAACACUUGCAGGGGAAAGAAGAGAACAAUUUUUCUGAAAUUGAAGAGCUGUAUCUGCAGACAACAUUUGAUGAAAUGGAUAUUUUCACUAAUUUUGCCGUCAAUGUUGCCGAUAAAAAUGUGUCUGGUUCAAGGCUUGCCAUCAACCAAAAUCUUAGGGAAAGACUAGAGAACUGUCUUUCAGCAAUGUCAGAAAAGCUUUUAAACAGCUGUGCUCCUAAAUUUAAGGCUGUUGCUGCAGAAGACCUUGUUCGAUGUGCCAGUCUCUUGAUGGGUGUUCUUGCUUGCUAUUGCUACACUGGGCUAUUUAAAGAGGAAGAUGCCUAUAAAUCAGAGUUGUUCCAGAAAGCCAGGUCUCUCAUUCACUAUGCUGGAGAAAGCAUUUCUCAGUCUAAAAACAAACUAAAUGAAGAUGCCCAGAUCAGCUCACUGAGGAAUUUGAUAAUGCAGUGUACAAAAUGUUUAUGCAAUUGUACCAAGAACAGUACCAGUAAGAUGCUGUCUAAUAUAUUCCUGCAUUUGUUUACAUCAAAAUUCAUGAAUGAUCUUGCAGAUAUUUGCAAAAAUCUGAUGACAUAUACUGGAAAACCAAGUGAACUGGGAGAAGUGGAUCUUACAGGGAAUGAUCCUGAAGAGAGCAUAAUGGAAUUAGAUAACCAAGUAUCUGAUGACCUGUUUGAUGAUCAUUCUGUGACUGACAUUAGCGAUACAAAUGAACCUGGUGAGAUGCAAAACAUAACAGGUGCUUUGAGCCCAUUAGCUGAAGAACAGUUGACGAAGCAGGAUUUACUUCUUCUUGAAAUUCUGAGGUUCUUGUGCAUUUGUGUAACUACAGCUCAAAUUCAUACAGUGAGCUUUACAGCCUCUGAUAUACGGAGAAAGCUGUUAAUGCUUACUGAUGGCAGUGUCUUUGACAGUGCUAAGCCAUUGCAUCUGCAUGUGUAUUUGCUCCUUUUGCGAGAGCUCCCUGUUGAAGACUACCACUUGCCUGAGGAUGAUGUUGUUAUGCUCCUUAGGCCUCUUUCCGCUGUGUGUUCUUUGUAUCGUCGAGAUCAAGAAGUUUGUAGAGUAAUACUGAAUAAUUUGCUUCCUAUAGUAGUAGGGUUGGCUCAGUCCAACACAGAUGCUGAAGAGACAGGGAAUGCCCAAGGACAAUUUUUGACAGUUGUUGGAGCCUUUUGGCAUUUGGCGCAAGGAGGAAAAUGCACAGCACCAGUAAGAGUGGCCCUUUUAAACUGCAUGAAAGCCUUGCUUGAGGCUGAUCCUCAUUGCAAGUGGGCAGUCCUUAAUGUGAUAAAUCAGGAUCUACCUGUGAGUGAUGCCUUCCCACAUUUUCUUGCAGACAGUCACCAUCAAGUUCGCAUUCUUGCUGCAAAGUCGAUUACCAGUUUGUUUCAAGAUGUGAAACACAGAGACUCUUCUGGAAUGUCAAAACCUCUUCCCUUGAAGCUCCAGCAAAAGGCUUUUGAGAAUGCAUAUCUCAGAGUUCAGGAAGGAAUGACAAAUCUGGUCAGAGAUGAUGCAAGUCCUGAAGAUCUUUUGGACAAACAGUGUAAUGGAAAAGCAGUUUUGCUGAUGCUUACAACAAUGCUUAUGUGCUGCAGUCCAAUCUGUGAAAAGCAAGCUUUGUUUGCUAUUUGCCAGUCUGUGAAAGAGAAUGGAUUAGAACCUCACCUUGUGAAAAAGGUUUUGAAAAAAGUAUCUGACAUUUUUGGCUAUAAAAGUAUAGAAGACUUCAUGACAUCACAUUUAGACUAUUUGGUGAUGGAGUGGUUGAAAAUAAAUGAUGCGAGAUACAGUCUGUCUACUUUUCCAUAUGUUCUUCUGAACUAUACUAGCCUUGAGGAAUUCUACAGGUCUUGUUAUAAAGUCUUGGUUCCACACCUGGUGAUUAGAAGUCAAUUUGAAGAUGUGAAAUUGCUUGCCAACAAAAUCGAACAAGACUGGAGACAAGUUCUAGCAGAGUGUUUUCCAAAGAUACUGGUGAAUAUCCUCCCAUAUUUUGCCAGUCAAAGCCAUGGAAAGCAUGAAGUAGCAGAGCAGAGAGAGACAGCUUCUAAAGUCUAUGAGAUGCUUAAGGAUGAAAACUGCUUAGGAAAACAGCAAAUUGACAAUUUAUCUCAUAACAACUUACCAGAGAUUGUGGUUGAGUUGUUGAUGACCUUGCAUGAACCACCUGAUACCACAGCAGGAGGGGCUCAUCUAAGUAAAUAUAGAAGGGAACUGGAUCCUGCUCCUAAUCCUCCUCAUUUUCCAUCUUACGUGAUUAAGGCAACCUUGGACUAUAUUAGCAAUUGUCAUAAAAGCAAAUCAAAAGGUCUUGUUGCAGUUCUUUCUAAAAACCCUGAUUCAUUCCAGAAAAUUCUCCUAGCCCUGUGUAAGCACGCAUCAGAUACAAACAACAUUUACAAGAAACACAGAGUCCUUAUAAUUUAUCACUUAUUUGUUAGUCUAUUACUUAAGGAGAUAAAAGAUGGGUUAGGAGGAGCAUGGGCUUUUGUCCUCCGAGAUGUAAUUUACACUCUGAUUCACCACAUCAAUAGCAGACCUGUGGUUAUCAGAGAAAUAUCCAUGCGCAGCUUCUCACUCUGUUGUGAUCUUCUUCAUCAUGUUUGCCACACAGCAGUUACAUGUUGCAAGGAUGCUCUAGAAAGCCACCUUCAUGUUAUUGUAGGAACCCUAAUACCUCUUGCCGUGGACCAGCCUGAGAUUCAGGAACAGGUCCUAAGCUUGUUGAAGUAUCUGGUGAUAGAUAACAAGGACAAUGAAAAUCUGUACCAAGCAAUCAAAUGCCUGGAUCCUUUCCCUGAAUAUCCUGCCUUUAAAGAUUUGCGAGCAGCUCAACAGAAAAUAAAAUACAGCAAGGGACUGUACUCUCUUUUGGAGGAAAUUAAUCACUUUCUCUCAGUUGAUGUUUGUGAUUCACUGCCUUUGACACGACUUGAAGGUCUGUAUUAUUUACGCAAACAACUGGAACAAUAUAAAGAUCAGAUGAAGGAUCUCCUGAAGAAUUUCCAGGAAAACCCAGAAGAUUCUGUAGUAGUGAAGUUGGUGGUGAGCUUACUGCAGCUGUCCAAGAUGGCAGUUAACCACACGGGUGAAAAAGCAGUGUUAGAAGCUGUUGGAAGUUGCUUGGGAGAAAUUGGUCCCAUGGAUUUCUCCACCAUAGCUCUUCAACAUGCAGAAAAUACACUGGAUUCUAAAGCAGUGGACUUACUUCAAGAUAGAAAACUUCAGUGGGUCUUCAUAAUGCUAACUCAAAUAAAUAUUGCUUUAACAGAUAAUUGCAUUGAUGUUAGAGCUGCUGCUGUUUCCUGUGUGAAAAACAUAUUAGCCACCAAGUCUGGGAGUGAAUUUUGGGAAGUUUAUAAAAAUAAAGCUGAUCCCAUGUUAAUCUAUCUACAGCCUUUCAGAGUGUCCAGGAAAAAGUGUUUUGUUUUGCCUUCUAAUAAUACGGAGGCUUCUUCAGAAACUUUGGAUGACACAAACCUGUGGAUUCCUCUGGGAGAAAGUCAUGAGACCUGGAUCAAGCACCUGACUGGUUCAGUACUGAACAGUGGAGGUGUGCAAAAUGAAGUUCUCCAGUUAAUGAAGCCGCUGUGUGAGGUGAAAACAGACUUGUGUCAAACUUUGCUUCCAUACCUGAUUCACGAUAUCCUUCUUCAUGACUCAAAUGAAUCUUGGAGAAAUAUUUUGUCAGUUCAUAUCCAGAAGUUUUUUACAGUCUGUUGCAGAUUUGCCUCAUCCAGUAGAUCUACUACACCUCCAAAUUCUGAUCCAGAGCAAGAAACCCAUAAUUUUAGAAGCUUGGAUAAAGUAUCGCGACGGUCCAUGCUUGCUGUUGUUGAUUACUUGAGAAGACAAAAGAGAUCUGUUUCAGGUACAGUUUUUGAUGACAGCUUCUGGCUAGAUCUGAAUUAUCUUGAGGUUGCUAUAGCAGCACAGUCUUGUGCUGCUCACUUCACAGCUUUGCUCUACGCAGAAAUCUACGCAGACAAGAUAAAUAGAGACAAACAAGAAAGGUCAUCCUUUAAAGCAGCUAAGAGUUUGACAUUUGAAGAAGAAAGUCAAAGAACAACUAUUACUGUUUUGAAUGAAAAAAGUAAAGAAGACACUGGCAUAAGUUUACAGGACCUUCUCAUGGACAUAUAUAGAAGCAUUGGAGAGCCUGACAGUCUAUAUGGCUGUGGUGGUGGAAGAAUGUUACAGCCAUUAGCAAGGAUAAGGACGUAUGAGCAUGAAGCAGUCUGGGAGAAAGCCCUUGUAACAUAUGAUCUUGAGGCAAGCCUCUCUCCAUCUACUCGCCAGGCAGGAAUAAUAGAGGUUUUGCAGAAUUUUGGCCUUUGCCACACUCUUUCCAUGUAUUUAAAAGGACUGGAACAUGAAAACACUGAGUGGUGUGCGGAACUACAGGAAAUGCGCUACCAGGCAGCAUGGAGGAAUAUGCAAUGGGGCCACAUCUCUUCUGUCAAAGAUGAGACAGGAAGACCAGGAUACCAUGAAUCACUGUAUGAUGCUCUUCAGUCUUUAAGAGAUAAGGAAUUCUCAGCGUUCUAUGACAGCCUUAAAGGUGCCAGAGUGAAUGAAGUAGAAGAGUUGUGCAAAGGCAGUCUUGAGUCUGUUUACUCAUUAUAUCCAACACUUUGCAGACUACAGCUAAUCGGAGAGUUGGAAAACAUAGGUUUACUGUUCUCCAGCAAUUCCAGAUCCAUUACUACACAGCAACUGAAUGACAUUUAUUUGAAGUGGCAGAGUCAGUCCCAGCUUCUCAAGGACAGUGACUUCCGUUUCCAGGAGCCUAUCAUGGCUCUUCGCACUGUAGUUCUGGAGAUCUUACUUGAAAAGGAGAAUGAAAACACCAAAAGAGAAUGUAUUAAAGACAUCCUGACCAAACAUCUAGUGGAGCUCUCUAGAUUAGCAAGAACUGCUAAAAAUACACAGCUUCCAGAAAGAGCUAUGUUUCAGAUCAAGCAAUACAAUCCAGAAGGAUAUGGAGUUUCUGAAUGGCAGCUGGAAGAAGCUCAGGUUUUCUGGGCUAAGAAAGAAGAGAGUCUUGCACUGAACAUUCUUAAAAAGAUGAUUAAAAAAUUAGAUACAGAUUGGUUUAAGGUUGAGAAUGAUCCUCAUUUGAAAUUGGUGUACACAGAAUGCCUGAGGCUCUGCGGAACCUGGUUAGCAGAAACAUGCUUGGAAAACCCUACAGUCAUCAUGCAGAAAUACUUAGAAAAGGCUGUGGAAAUUGCUGCAAGCCACAGUGGAGACAGCAGUGAUGAGCUGAAGAAAGGAAAGAUGAAGGCUUUCUUGUCUCUGGCUCGUUUCUCAGACAGUCAGUACCAGCGAAUUGAGAAUUACAUGAAAUCCUCAGAGUUUGAAAACAAGCAGGCGUUACUGAAGAAGGCCAAGGAGGAGGUUGGCCUCCUCAGGGAGUGUAGAGUUCAGACAAAUAGAUACACAGUGAAGGUUCAGCGAGAGCUUGAACUGGACGAGUGUGCUAUACAUGCCCUGACUGAGGACCGUAAACGUUUCUUGUGUAAGGCAGUGGAGAACUACAUCAGCUGUUUACUAAGUGGAGAAGAACAUGAUAUGUGGAUCUUCCGACUCUGUUCCCUUUGGCUUGAAAAUUCUGGAGUUGAUAGAGUCAAUGAAAUGAUGAAGAAAAAUGCAGAGAACAUCCCUUCAUACAAGUUUUUGCCUCUGAUGUACCAGCUGGCUGCUCGGAUGGGAACCAAGAUGAUGGGUGGUUUAGGAUUUCAUGGAGUUCUGAACAAUCUAAUGGCUAGAAUUUCACUGGAUCAUCCACAUCAUACCUUGUUUGUAAUACUAGCUUUGGCAAACGCAAACAAAGAUGAACUCCUCGCAAAACCAGAUGCAAUAAGAAGAAAUAAACUAAUUAAAAAUGCACCAAAGGAAAUCUCCCAGCUUGAUGUGGAUAGAAUGGAGGCUGCUCGCAAUAUAAUCAAUACAGUAAGGAAAAGGAGAGCUCGAAUGGUUAGAGAUGUUGAAGCACUGUGUGAUGCUUACAUCACAUUAGCAAAUGUAGAUGCUACUCCAUGGAAAUCUCAAAGAAAAGGAAUAAGUAUACCAGCUGACCAGCCAAUUAUUAAACUGAAGAACUUGGAAGAUGUUGUUGUCCCUACCAUGGAAAUCAAGGUGGAUCCCACAGGGCAAUAUGAAAAUUUGGUGACAAUAAGGUCUUUUAAGCCAGAAUUUCGCUUAGCAGGAGGCCUGAAUCUGCCUAAAAUAAUAGAUUGUGUAGGAUCAGAUGGCAAAGAGAGGAGGCAGCUGGUUAAGGGGCGUGAUGACCUGAGGCAGGAUGCUGUUAUGCAGCAAGUUUUCCAGAUGUGUAAUACCUUGCUCCAGCAAAACACUGAAACACGAAAGAGAAAAUUAACAAUCCGAACAUACAAGGUGGUUCCCCUUUCUCAGAGAAGUGGUGUUCUUGAGUGGUGCUCAGGAACAACUCCUAUUGGGGAGUUUCUUGUGAAUGUUGAAGAGGGAGCUCACAAGAGAUACCGGCCAAAAGAUUACUCCAGUUAUCAAUGUCAGAAAAUAAUGAUGGAUGCACAAAAGAAACAUUCUGAUGUGAAAUACAACAUCUUCAUGGAAGUCUGCAAGAAUUUUCAGCCUGUGUUCCGCUAUUUCUGCAUGGAAAAGUUCCUGGAUCCAGCUUUGUGGUUUGAAAAACGACUGGCAUACACUCGUAGUGUGGCUACAUCUUCUAUAGUUGGCUACAUUCUUGGACUUGGAGACAGACACGUUCAGAAUAUCUUGAUAGAUGAACAAACAGCAGAACUCGUGCAUAUAGAUCUGGGGGUUGCUUUUGAGCAAGGUAAAAUACUUCCUACACCAGAGACUGUUCCAUUUAGAUUAACCCGGGACAUUGUGGAUGGAAUGGGGAUUAGUGGCGUGGAAGGAGUCUUCCGAAGAUGCUGUGAGAAAACAAUGGCUGUUAUGAGAAAUUCUCAAGAAGCUUUGCUGACUAUCGUAGAGGUGCUGCUGUAUGAUCCUCUUUUUGACUGGACCAUGAAUCCCUUGAAAGCUUUGUAUUUGCAACAGAGACCAGAGGAUGAGGCUGACAUGACCUCUACACUCAGCACUGAUCCACAGGAAUGUAAAAGAAAAGCCAGCAGUGAUGACCAGAGCUUUAACAAAGUGGCCGAGCGUGUUCUGAUGAGACUUCAGGAGAAGCUGAAAGGUGUUGAGGAGGGAACAGUGCUCAGUGUGGGAGGGCAAGUGAACCUCCUCAUACAACAGGCCAUGGACCCUAAAAAUCUGAGCCAGCUCUUUCCUGGAUGGAAACCUUGGGUGUGACAUGGGAAGAUCCAGCACAUUUUUACAAGAAACCUGUUUUUUAUGCAGCAAGUGUCUUAACAUUUCAGAUUGGUAUUUCACAAGGCUCAUACCUAUUAGUAUUUAGUGGGAGGUUGGGUUUUAUUCAGUAGCCUGUUACUGAGAAAACAUUUCUUGUCCACUUAAUUUCACCAUAGACUAUGAAGCAUCGUCCAGGGCUUUGUCACACUGCAUGCUUUAGAAUUUUAAAGCCUAGGAUUCAUCACUUUUGUUUAUUUGUUAAAUAGCUGGAGUCUUGUAUAUAAAAAUACUAUAUGCAGAAUGAUCCAAAACCUGAAGUCUUGAAUUAACACUCAAGUGCAUUUCAAAAAGGGGAUUAUACUUGAAUGAUAUUGCUGCAGUGCAUACAAAGUAAAAACAGAGAGCUGAAUCCUUAAUGAAGGAUGGGGUUCUUGGGGUUGGGGUUUUUUACCUUAAGUAAAUGGAUACUUCUUUAUAUAGAUACAGACUUUUGAAUCUAGUGUAAUACAGCUGCCUUUUUUUUUUCUGUUGUAAAUAAAAUUAUGUUGGUAUUUUAUAAUAUUAAUGGUAUAACACAAUAAAAAGUGUUAAAUGAAAUCCAAGAUUAAUUAUAGAGUUCAUUCGGAUUUAGAGCUAAUGCUUCAAGCAGGCCCUGUGGUUAGGCUUCAUCUUCAGUGAUACUGACUACAACAAAUACCCCCUUACACCUCCCUUUCCUGAGCAAUGCUGCCAUGUUCAGUCAACUGCCAGAAAUAAAGGAAGCGGCCUUGGACAGAGAGAUAGAAUAGUAAUUUACAGGUGGACUCCAAAAGGUGUUCAAUUAAAUGUUUUCUAAACAGAUUAAAGAUCAAAGUUACAACUUCACAAUGGAGUAGAGCAAAAUAUAAACAAAUAUUUGCAAAAUUACCAUUUAGGAUUUGUGUGCAUUGGAAAUGUGUCUUCCUCUGAGAAAAGGUGAACUCAUUGGUGUUCCAUCUGGUCUUGAUAUGAAGUCAGCAUCUCUUACAUGAAAGGGAGGAAGAGUUUCUGAAGUUAGAGUGUGAAAUCUGGACAAUUUUAAUGGAUCAUUCUGUGACUUAGGAAACUGGGAGUCUGAACAAAAGAGUAGAAAUGCAAAUAAAUAUAUAAUUCAGAUAUUUAAAAUAACCCUCUGUUUACCUAUACCUGCUAUCAAUUCUUAUAAUACUAAGUUAAAACUAAACAGAGAAAAAAAUCAAAACUAGAGAACUAGAGAUUGUUCUAUUUGUGUUACAGAAAGAGAGAUAGAAGAGAAUUAUCUUUCUCUAAGAAAGAUAAUGCUGCACAUCUACCAUGCCAGUUUCUGCAAUUAUGAGAUGUAAUCUGAUAGCAGCACUCUGGGUGUUCUUGCUUGGUAAUUUCUACUUAAUAGUGCUCUUUUGUUACCAAAACCAAAAGAUUAUUUCUGAGAAAAUCAGUGUGUUGGCCCCUUUUUUUCCAGAGAGGAAUGGAAUAUCUAUUAGGUAGGUGUAAUUGAGAACAGAAUCUGGCUUUUCCUCUUAUUUUGUUUGUGUUGUUUUGCCUCACUAUCUUAAUCAGUUGUCAGUGUAUGUUAACACACACAUUGCAUAAUGCGUACUCAGAUCAUAACAGAGUAAAAACCCUGUGGCUAUGUCAAAACACAGAAACUGAGGCCUAACUGAUGUCCUAUCAACACACAGCAGUCCUAGUGGUGUAAUUAAAACCAGUUUUAAAUCAAUUUAUUUAGGUCUGUGAAAACCACUGUAGGUCUAAACCUCCAUGUGACACACAUCUGUUUAUAAUUAUCUCUUAUCUGUUUAUCUUAAUUCUGCCACUUACAAGGUCUCAUACAGCAAUGAUGAUACAUGAGGUAUUGUGUUAAGGCAGACGUUUUGCAUGAAAAGGCAAAUACAGACCUUUGAGGCUGUGGUUCUCAGGAUACAUGGUGAUGACUUACAGCACAAGUGUUCUGUCCCCGUUCAGCUCCAGAUUGCCAGUUUUGCUUUAUGUGAAACAGGGAAGUACACUUGUGGGCGUCCUGUUUGCACUAUUCCACUCUCCUUUUUAAAUGCUUUCCUUCUCACUCCUACACUAAUUUUUUUAAGUCUUGGUUGCAAUAACUUUGAAGUAUUAUUUUCUCUCUUUAUUUUAAUUCAAAUUCCAAACACCCUUAACUGAACACAGCUUUCAGCUUGUCACUCUGGUACUUCACUCAGCAUUUCCCGUUUUCAUUAUGGCAUCUGCAUGACAGAUGUAGCUGAAGGCUCUUUUGAUAGUUUGCUGCUGUGAAAGAGCUACUCAUUGCUUGAUUACAAGCAUGCUUGAAGUGAAAUAAUGCUUUAAGAAAUUGCAUUAUCUGUACAAUCAUUUAAAUAAACAAAUCUGAUGGCAUAAAAAGAAAAAAAAAUCAUCUCUAUCCUAUUGCAUUGUCCAGUUACUCUGUGUUAGAAAUAUGUCUCAGUAAGCAAGUGAUCCAAUAUGCUGAGGAAUUCAGGAGGUUUCUUAGCUGAGGAGGAGGCUGUUAACAACAUGUUCUGUAUACAAAGUAAAUUACUUUAAAUGCUGGCUGCCACAAUGCAUUUAACUUACCCUGUUUAUGAAUAAAUCAUUAUUUUGA
Pogoniulus pusillus (Red-fronted tinkerbird) is the source of this 12367-nucleotide messenger RNA. It is a transcript of the gene ATM, whose product is annotated as ATM serine/threonine kinase. Gene Ontology annotation, biological process: DNA repair. NCBI's taxonomy places the organism in Eukaryota, Metazoa, Chordata, Aves, Piciformes, Lybiidae. The record is from RefSeq and is a predicted model, not a curated record. Bases 559 to 9771 code for a protein of 3070 amino acids. Gene Ontology annotation, molecular function: protein binding; protein serine/threonine kinase activity. The transcript is spliced from 64 exons.